Molecule: messenger RNA, 1030 nt
Organism: Nyctereutes procyonoides (raccoon dog)
Lineage: Eukaryota; Metazoa; Chordata; Mammalia; Carnivora; Canidae
Product: kanadaptin-like
Exons: 3
Coding region: 96-965 (289 amino acids)
Molecular function (GO): protein binding; mRNA binding
Source: RefSeq, a predicted model, not a curated record
AGAGAGAGAGAGAGAGAGAGAGAGGAGAGAGGAACUUAGAGACUGCGGGGGGCAGGUUUCCCAGGAACAGAUUUUGAGAGUGCACCCGCCCGAGGAUGGCUGAUAGUCCCUCUCAGUCCGAGUCGCUGGCUUUGCCGGAGCUCAGUGAUGACUUCAAGAAACCAACCCUGCCGGUGCCCCCGGUUGUGCGGGGCAAAGCUCCGGCCACCAGUCCUUCGAACCCUGAGGAGGUGAAGAAGGAAAGGCCCACGGCGCUGCCAGAGCCCGACCCCGGGGAGCCCGACGUCCCGCCAGUCCAGCCCGACAGCGGGGACACCAGGAGUCCACCGACCGAGCAGCCGCGGCCCCCCUCAGCGGCUCCUUCAGCUGGCGGCCCGGCCCGGGCUCCCCCUUACCGGGAGCCGCGGUGGGGCGGCCCCGCCUCGGCCCCCUACAGCCUAGAGACGCUCAAGGGCGGCACCAUCCUUGGCACCCGUAGCUUGAAAGGGACGAGUUGCUGCCUCUUCGGGAGGCUGUCUAGCUGCGACGUGUGCCUGGAGCACCCUUCGGUGUCCCGGUACCACGCCGUGCUGCAGCACAGGGCGGCCGGCCUCGAAGGAGAAUGCGACGGCCAAGGGCCGGGCUUCUACCUUUACGAUCUGGGAAGCACCCACGGCACUUUUCUUAACAAAACCCGCAUCCCACCGCGCACCUAUCGUCGCGUCCACGUCGGGCACGUCCUUCGCUUUGGAGGCAGCACCCGGCUCUUUCUUCUUCAGGGACCAGAGGAAGACCGAGAGGCAGAAUCCGAGCUGACGGUAACGCAACUGAAGGAAUUGCGCAAGCAGCAGCAAAUGAUGUUGGAGAAGAAGAUGUUAGGAGAAGACUCGGAUGAGGAAGAAGUGGACACCACCGAAAGGAAGAGAAAUACUAGUAGUCAAGAUGAUGAAAUGGGCUGUACCUGGGGAAUGGAAGUUCCAGCAUGAGCUAAGCACCAAGUGGAUACUGAAUACUGUGAGCACAGGGGCCCAUGUGCUUCUUGGGAAGAUCC